GUCCACAAUGGAUGCUGAUACACGCUCUUAUGUUGAUGCCUGUUCUGUGUGUGCGAGGAGCAAGGCGUCCCAUCGUCCUCCAGCCGGCCUUCUGCAUCCACUUUUUGUUCCUAACCGUCCCUGGUCACACAUUGCCUUGGACUUCGUUACUGGGUUGCCGCCCUCACAAGGUAACACAGUUAUUCUCACCAUUGUGGAUAGAUUUUCAAAGACUGUUAAUUUUCUUGCCCUACCCAAGUUACCAUCUGCUCAGGAGACUGCGAAACUAUUAACUGACCAUGUUUUCUGGCUACACGGCAUACCAGUUGACAUCGUUUCUGACAGGGGCCCCCAGUUCACCUCUCAUGUGUGGAAGGCUUUUUGCCAAGCACUUGGCGCCAAGGUCAGCCUAUCGUCUGGAUUCCACCCACAGACCAAUGGACAAGCAGAAAGGGCUAAUCAGGACCUGGGCUCUGCCCUGCGCUGCAUCUCUGAACUCAAUCAUUCAACCUGGAGCUCUCAUCUGACCUGGAUCGAAUAUGCCCAUAACUCAUUAACCAACGCGGCCACAGGUAUGUCCCCCUUUAAGGCUUCUCUUGGCUAUCAACCACCUCUGUUUCCCUCCCAGGAGAGCGAUUUGGCAGUCCCCUCCGUUCAGCAUCACCUUCGUCGCUGUAGGAAGGUCUGGAACGACACUCGCUCAGCGCUCCUUUGCUCUGUGGAGACCAACAAACGCAUCGCUGACAAACACAGGAUUCCUGCUCCAGCUUAUGAACCAGAUGGGUGUCUGCGCUUCGCCUCCUACUAUGGAGAGCACAUGGUGCUGCAGAGGUCUCCAGAGAGAGCUGUGAUGUGGGGGUACGGCCCUGACGGUGGACAUGUCACCGUCUCCUUGUCAGGACCAGUAAAUCAGAAAACCUCACCGGUCCCUGUGAUAGAAGGUGUCUGGCAAGUCACCAUGAACCCUGUCGAUGCUGGCGGUCCCUACAAUGUGACGGCAGCAACUGAGGGCAGCACGGCCACUCUCACAGGUGUGCUGUUUGGAGAUGUUUGGCUGUGUGGAGGGCAGAACAACAUGUUCUUUGAAACAAAUAAGAUUUUUAAUGCGUCAGAUGAGCUGGCCCUCGUACCAAACUAUUCUCAAGUGCGACCUUUCAUGGUAGCCUUGAAAGAGAAUCAAACUGAGCUGAUGGAUCUGAUAGAAGUGAAACUUCCCUGGACUGUGCCUACAGCUGACAUUGUGGCUGACUUCUCUGCGCUGUGCUGGCUCUUUGGACAUUACAUGCAUGACAUUCUGAAGUACCCCAUAGGACUGGUGGAGUCCUGUAAAUCUAGCACGCCUAUUGAAAGGUGGUCAUCUACACGGGUACUGCAGCAGUGUGGAUUAGCCCAAAGCACAACAGAGAAAGCCAUUGCAUCUAUGUGCCGCACCUUUUCUGUCACACCUUACUCAUACACGUAUCAUGCCCAAGGACACUGUUCGAGAAUGCUGUCCACUUCAAUAAAGACCUCCACAAGUGAUGGCUUUCCAAACAUCCGCUGGCACCAGUCGGCAGACGUGGGUUUUGUCCCAAAUCCACGGAUGCCGCGAACCUUCAUGGCCGUGGCUUUGGAUUUACCUGACGAAUCCUCUCCCUAUCACACGAUCCAUCCGCGGUACAAGAGAGACAUAGCUUACAGGCUGUCACUGGGCGCAAGGGCAGUGGCUUAUAAUGAAACAGAUGUGAACUUCCUUGGACCUUUCCCCAACCAAACCCUGUGCUCAGGAAGGCAUGUCAACAUAACUUACGACCAGGCAGUGUCUGUCACAUCAUCUUAUGAUGUCUUUGAGAUCUGUUGCUCUGCGAAUCAAGCUCAAUGCGGGCCGAAGUCCCUCUGGGUUCCAGCUCCUAUCACAAACUGGGGUCCGACAACUGUCCAGUUAUCCACCAGUUUGUGUUCCCCAACUGAAGAAGCAGCUGCUGUUCGUUAUGCAUGGAAAGAUUGGCCUUGUGACCAUAAAGCUUGUCCAAUCUACAGCCUCAGCGGCAUUUUACCUGGCCCUCCAUUUAUUUCAAAUUGCCACCCAGUAAUCAAUUAGAAAAAGUCAUAGAACCAGAAAAUGUAAAAAGAUGUGAUGCAGAAUCACAUUUGGUUCUUCGAAUGGGCAGAUGCUGCAUCUAUAAACGUCCUAUAUGUCAGUGUGGCAGAAAGAUCACCAUCAUUUUGUACAGGGCUUUUCAAAGCUCAGAAAUUAUUGUGGCUAUUUAGUUGGACUGUUUACAUGCAAUCUAUGCUGUUAAAACCACUGCCAAUAAAUGCUGGACUGUAUGAAUAAAAAAAUGUUUACCAAA
Messenger RNA from Pleuronectes platessa (European plaice), 2312 nucleotides. RefSeq names its product sialic acid acetylesterase (gene siae). The transcript has 9 exons. Gene Ontology annotation, biological process: DNA integration; carbohydrate metabolic process. The record is from RefSeq and is a predicted model, not a curated record. Lineage: Eukaryota; Metazoa; Chordata; Actinopteri; Pleuronectiformes; Pleuronectidae. The coding region runs from base 8 to 2059 and encodes 683 amino acids. Gene Ontology annotation, molecular function: sialate O-acetylesterase activity; nucleic acid binding.